Messenger RNA from Patiria miniata (bat star), 388 nucleotides. RefSeq names its product P-granule-associated novel protein 1-like. Gene Ontology annotation, molecular function: protein binding. The record is from RefSeq and is a predicted model, not a curated record. Bases 41 to 388 code for a protein of 115 amino acids. Lineage: Eukaryota; Metazoa; Echinodermata; Asteroidea; Valvatida; Asterinidae. The transcript is spliced from 5 exons.
UAUUGCAGAGAAGAAUCUACUUCAAGACAUCAAGCCAAUAAUGAGGAACUGCCUGAAAGUACACUAUGCUGAUUUUAGAAACAACAGUCUGCAAGUCAUCGAGACAGGUACUUUCAAAAGAUGCACUAACCUGUUGGAUCUAGUCUUGGAUGAAAACAGAAUAUCGCAAGUACAACCUGGAGGGUUUGUGGGACUACGAAAUAUAAACAAUUUAAACAUGACUAUAUGUGACUUGAAGGUGUUACGGCCACAUACGUUUGGGGGCAUGCUUCGGCUGAACAAGUUAUAUCUGGAUCAAUGUCACUUGGAGGAAAUUCCGUCUGGUCUGUUUCUAGAUCCGACGACAGACGGUGUUCCUGACAAAGGCAUCACACCCUUCCGGCUGUAA